AUGUCAGGAUCGAACAAAGUCGAACAGUUCUUCACAGGCCGUCCAGACUCCUACGUACCUGCGCGAACGAUGGGCAACCACAUGGGUGUCUCGCCAGAAUUUUACCAGCGCCACACGUUCCUGUUGAACCAUGCUCAUCAUUUCGGUAUGGGCAUGCUUGCUGGACCUUUCAGAGCGGUCAUGUCGUACUACGGCGUCAUCGGGCCGGUCGCUGUCUUCAUGCACACCGGUAUUCGCAUCAUGCUGGAUCAAUUGGUGGAGACCACGGCAAAUGUGUCAAUGGUUCCGUGGACGUGGCCGAUCAACGAGCAGGUCAUUGACAUUUUGCAUAAGGGGACAUAUGCGCUUGUCACUGGCUACAUAUGUGAUAAGAUGGUUAGGGGUGUUGACUGGUUCAAUAGCUGA
Molecule: messenger RNA, 405 nt
Organism: Alternaria ethzedia
Lineage: Eukaryota; Fungi; Ascomycota; Dothideomycetes; Pleosporales; Pleosporaceae
Exons: 1
Coding region: 1-405 (134 amino acids)
Source: RefSeq, a predicted model, not a curated record